Molecule: messenger RNA, 639 nt
Organism: Vanessa atalanta (red admiral)
Lineage: Eukaryota; Metazoa; Arthropoda; Insecta; Lepidoptera; Nymphalidae
Product: chorion class B protein PC10-like
Exons: 2
Coding region: 38-589 (183 amino acids)
Biological process (GO): multicellular organism development; chorion-containing eggshell formation
Cellular component (GO): egg chorion
Molecular function (GO): structural constituent of egg chorion
Source: RefSeq, a predicted model, not a curated record
CACAUUCAAACUAAACAGAAAGUUGGAUUACAACAAAAUGGCCGCUAAGACUUCCUUCGUCCUUCUCUUCGUUCAAGCUGUUUUGGUCCAGAGCAUCUUCAGCCAGUAUCUUGGACCUGCUUUUGGUGAUGGAUUAGCUUGUGGAGCUGUUAAUAGUCUGUCUUAUGGUCCAUAUGCUGCUGAAUAUGCAGCUGGUUGCGGUCCAUCCCCAUUCGCUGUGUCUAAUGGUGGAAGUUUUGCUGUGAGAAGUGCAUCUCCCAUCGCUGUCACUGGUGUUGCCGUAACGUCUGAAAACGCAUACGAAGGUCCUCUAGCAGUGUCGGGUGCUCUGCCAUUCUUAGGAGCUGUCGCGUUAGAAGGCCCUCUAGCUACAGCCGGUGUUGGUGCCGUCACAUACGGUUGUGGUAACGGCAACGUUGCGAUAUUGAACGAAGACAUAAGCCUAGGUUACAACGGUUUAGCUGGUCCGUACGGACCAUAUGGAGCGGCUGAAUUAGGCUAUGGGUAUGGCGCUCCUCUGGCGUACGAAGCCGGUCUCGCGGGACCCGGUUACGGUUACAGAGGAUAUGGUUGUGGAGGUAUUUACUAAUUUCUUAUAUUAAGAAUAAUAGUAAAAAUAAAUGUAUUAUUAGUUACUAA